GUUGUUGUUCUUGUUACCAAGCAAGCAAAAUAGCAAAAUACUAGGAAAGCAUCGAUCAUGGAGAUGGAGCUAAGCUUAGGCGUAGCCACGUCCCUGUUUUUGCUUUCUGUCAUCUCAGUGGUGGCCUUAAGCUUGCUUAGCCGCAAAAGACUGGCAGCAGCAAGUGGCAAGAAGAAGAAGAAGCUUGGGCGGCCUGCUCCUGGGCCAUGGCGUCUACCCUUGGUGGGCAACCUCCACCAGAUCGUAACGUCCAAGCUGCCGGUGGUCCUCCGGGACCUGGCGGAGAAGCACGGGCCGGUGAUGUGCCUCCGGCUCGGGCAGGUGGACACGAUCAUCAUCUCCUCCCCGUCGGCGGCGCAGGAGGUGCUCCGGGAGAAGGACCUCAACUUCGCGUCGCGGCCGAGCCUGCUGGUGUCGGAGGUGAUGCUGUACGGGAACCUCGACAUCGGGUUCGCGCCGUACGGCGCGUACUGGCGGACGCUGCGCAAGCUGUGCAGGAUGGAGCUCUUGAGCGAGCGGAAGGUGCGGCAUUUCUUGCCCGUGAGGGAGAGCGAGACCCUGGCGCUGGUGAGGGCCGUGCACGAGGCGGGCCAGGGCGGCAAGAGGCCCGUCAACCUCGCACUGCUGCUCGUCUCCUGCUCCAACGCGAUCACCGAGCAGACGGCCUUCGGGCAGGUCGCCGGGCGCGAGCUCCAGGAGCAGUUGCUGGCGGCCAUUAACGUUGGCAUGACGAUCAGCAGCGGGUUCAGCUUCGGGGACCUCUUCCCGGGGCUGGGGUUCAUGGACACCGUCACCGGGCUUACACGCCGGCUGUGGCAGGCGCGCCAUCAGAUGGACGCCGUGCUUGACAAGAUCGUCGCUAAAAGCGACCAGAAAGGUGAUGACCUUCUGAGUGUCAUGCUUAGGAUCAGGGACGGGGGAGACCCUGAAUUCCCCAUCGAAACCACAACCAUUAAAGCAAUCAUAGUGGAUAUGUUCUCGGGAGGGACUGACACCACAGCGACGGCGGCUGAGUGGGUCAUGUCAGAGCUCGUGAGGAACCCGCCGGCGAUGGCCAAGGUACAGGCAGAGGUGCGGCGAACAUUCAACGGCAAGACCCGACAAGAGCACGAGGGGCACAUACAUGAGCUACACUACAUGAGGAUGGUCAUCAAGGAGAGCAUGAGGCUAAACCCGGUGCUGCCGCUGCUGGUCCCCCGAAUCUGCCGGGAGACCUGCCAUGUCGGGGGUUUUGAGAUCGUCGAGGGUUCCAGGCUCAUGGUCAACUCAUGGGCUAUCGGUAGGAGCCCAGAGAGUUGGGACGAUCCUGAUGAGUUCAGGCCAGAGAGGUUCGAGGACAGCAUGGCUGAUGACAAAGGACCCAGGUUCGACUACCUUCCAUUCGGAGGUGGGCGGAGAAUGUGCCCCGGCAGUACCUUUGGGUUGGCCGUGCUGGAGCUAAUCAUGGCACGCCUUCUCUACUACUUUGAUUGGAGCCUCCCAACCGGUGGGACUGAGCUUGACAUGGACAUGACCGUGGGCAUAACGGCGAGGAGAAAGAACCAGUUGCACGUAGUGGCAUUGCCGUAUAAGGAGGUUCCACUGCAAAGCUGAUUCAUAUCUUUGUGGUGGACAAUUUACCCAGUUGUGCUCCUUUGCGUCAUGUACAUUUCAUGUUUGUCCCGGGGAAAUGGACAAAUAAAUAAAUUGGGCAAUCGCCUAACUACUACUAGUACUAUUUUAGCGCGGGGUUACUCCAGCAGAUUUGGACGUUGGUCCAGUAAAGGGAAUGGUGUUGUACAAGUGUAUCAUGUAAUCUCUAUGGGCCUUGGGUGGUGGGCUCUACAUUUAUCGUUUAAGAGAUUAAAUUGUGCGUUAAAUUAA
Messenger RNA from Aegilops tauschii subsp. strangulata, 1863 nucleotides. RefSeq names its product cytochrome P450 99A2. Gene Ontology annotation, molecular function: heme binding; iron ion binding; oxidoreductase activity, acting on paired donors, with incorporation or reduction of molecular oxygen. The record is from RefSeq and is a predicted model, not a curated record. Lineage: Eukaryota; Viridiplantae; Streptophyta; Magnoliopsida; Poales; Poaceae.